UGCUGGCAAGUUGCGUUGACGACGUACCUACCAAAAAGGCAGCGAUACCGAAUUUUCAUUUCUGAAAUUCAGCGUUAUUAUUCGGCUUUAAAAGUACAGUUUAAAGUUUCACAUGAUACAAAUCAUAAAAUAUUUGGAAAAAAGAAAGAAGGCUUCUACAGGAAUUCUUACCUAAAAAUUAAACCUCCAGCAAAAUGGGUAAAGCUAAGAAAGGCAAAAAGAACCAGACGGCUGGUGAUAGUGAGAGCGACGUAGAAAAAACUACAAUCGAGAAUUCAAAACACUCUCAAAACAAGGGAAAGAAGAUUGUAGCAUCUGAUGAGAGUGAAGAUGAAAAACCAAAAGUAAAUACUAAACAGAGGAAAUCAAUAGAAACAGAUGUGAAGGAAGUUACUAAGAACAUAAAAAAUGUAUCUAUUUCCAACAAGUCUCAAAAAAAGAAGGUGGAUGUCAGUAGUGAUGAAGACUCUGAAGAUGAGGUUGUUACAAAACCUAAGAAAGGUAAGAAAAAAGAAGAGAAAAGUGCGUUUUCUCUUCUUCAAGUUGAAGAUUCUGGCGAAUCUGCUCCUGAAGCUCAUUUUUCAUCUGGAUCUGAUGAUGAACUACCAGUUCAAAAACCACAAAAGAAAGCUACUCAAGAAAAGAAACAACCAGCUGGAAAGAAAGGCAAAAAAGCUAAAAGAAAAAAGGAUGAAAGUGACGAAGAUUUAGAAAAAGUGCUAGCAGAACUUGAAAUGGAAUAUUCAGGGGUUAAAAAAGAGAUUGUACAACCUCCAGCUCCAGAGGUUGAAAAGCCACCAGAAGAAGAAAUUGAACAAAAGCAAAAAACUAAGAAGAAAGGCAAGAAAGAAGUUUCGGCUGAAGAAGCUAAUGAGGAAGAAGAAAAAGAAAGUGACAACGAGAAUGAUAUAACAAUCAAAACUGCUGCACAAAAGAAAAAAGAAAAGAAGGAAAGGGAGAAAUUGAAAAAGCUCGAAGCUAAAAAGAAAGAACAAACCAGUGUGAAAAAAGAGCCCUCAGAAAUCAAAACACCAGCUGUGACUGAAAAAGAAGAGACCAAGCCCAAGGAAGUAGAGGUUAGUGACCCAAAAGCACCAUCAGAAGAAAAAGAAGGUGAAGGUGAUAUUCCUGUAGAGGGCAAGAAAAAGAAAAAGGGAGAGAAGGCUGAAAAAGAUGAUAAGGGUAAAAAAGGACCAACUAAAAAAACGAUUGCUGCUAUGCAAGAGGCAUUAAAAAAAGUAAAAGAAGAAGAGGAGCGUCUUAAGCGUGAAGAAGAAGAAAAAAUUAGACAAGAAGAAGAGAGAGAAAGACAAAGACUUGAAGCAAUAAGGUUGGAAAAAGAACGCAAGGAGAGAAAGAAGCAAAAGGAAAAGGAGAGAAAAGAAAGACUUAAGGCUGAAGGUAAGCUACUUACUCCAAAGCAAAAGGCUGAGAAAGCUAGGGCACAAGCUAUGUUGGAAUCAUUGAAGGCACAAGGUAUUGAAGUUGGAUCUGUUGAAAAAAAACCACCUAGACUAGGAACUAGAAUAAAGCCUAAUAAGUUAAAGACACAAAUGUCACAAGAAGCUCCAGCCACUCCAGUUGAGGACAAAAAAGUGGAAUUAGAAAUUAAAGACAAGAAGGAAGAACCCCCUAAAGCAGAGCAAAAGAAAGAGUCUGAUGAUGAGUCUGUAAAGGAUGCUUGGGAUGCUGAAUCUUCUGAGGAAGAAGAAGAACCUGCUAAACCAGAAUCAACUCCUCAACCAGAACAUAAACAACCAAAGGGGCAAGAUCCCUCAGCAGAAAAAACUAAGGAGGAAGAGAGCUCAGAAGAGGAUUCUAGCUCUGAUGAAGAAUCUAGCUCAGAAGAAGAUUCAGAUGAUGAACAAAUGACAGAUGCACAGAAGAAGAGAGAAGUUAUACUAAAGAGGUUAGAGAAACGGCGUGAAGAGAAUGAAAAGAACAAAAUUAACAAUCCUCUUCGUGCAGCAGUAGUGUGUGUUCUUGGACACGUAGAUACCGGAAAAACGAAGAUAUUAGACAAGCUUCGACGGACUAAUGUACAAGAUGGUGAAGCGGGUGGUAUUACACAACAGAUCGGUGCAACUAAUGUUCCAAUUGAGAAUAUCAAAGAGCAGACUAGGCAUGUGAAGGGGGUGAAUGAAAUAGCAUUUAAGCUUCCCGGUCUCCUAAUUAUUGACACACCUGGACACGAAUCUUUUAGCAACCUCAGGAACAGGGGCUCAUCACUAUGUGAUAUUGCAAUUCUUGUUGUAGAUAUUAUGCACGGUCUGGAACCGCAGACAAUUGAGUCAUUGAACCUACUGAAACAAAAGAAGACACCGUUUAUAGUAGCAUUGAACAAGAUAGACCGUCUGUAUGACUGGCAGAGUGCUCAAAGAAAAGAUGUGAGAGAUAUAUUGAAGAUGCAACAAUCGAAUACUCAGUUGGAAUUUGAGAAACGUAGCAAGCAUGUGAUUUUGGAAUUUGCUGAACAGGGUUUGAAUGCAGCACUAUUCUAUGAGAACCCAGAUCCUCGGACAUAUGUGUCCCUGGUACCAACUUCUGCCGUGACUGGUGAGGGUAUGGGCAAUUUGUUGGCAAUGAUCGUGCAAGCUUGUGAGGGACCCUUGCAUAAGCGACUGGUUUUCUCACAACAGUUGCUUGCGACUGUGCUCGAGGUAAAAGCGAUCCCCGGGCUGGGUACGACGAUAGAUACUAUCCUUAUCAACGGAACCCUCCACGAGGGUGACACAGUGGUCCUGGCUGGGACGGACGGACCCAUCGUAACGCAAAUACGUUCCUUACUCAUGCCGCAGCCCAUGAAGGAGCUUAGGGUUAAGAACGCGUACAUAGAGCACAAAGAGGUGACGGGCGCGCAAGGUGUGAAGAUCGCAGCCAAGGAGCUGGAGAAAGCCAUCGCGGGCCUGAACCUGCUGGUCGCGCAGAAACCUGACGAGGUCGACGUGCUUGUGGAAGAAGUUGCGAAGGAGUUGAAAUCUGCGCUGUCUUCUAUAAAGUUGUCGGAGCGCGGCGUGUACGUGCAAGCUUCUACGCUCGGGUCUCUUGAAGCGUUGCUGGACUUCCUGAGGACUAGCAAAAUUCCUUACUCCGCGAUCAGGAUAGGUCCCGUGGUGAAACGUGAUGUGAUGAAAGCGUCUGCAAUGUUGGAACACGAUUCGCAGUACGCGACCAUACUCGCCUUCGAUGUCAAAAUUGAACGCGAUGCCCAAGAGCUCGCUGAUCAGCUCGGCGUGAAGAUCUUCGCUGCGGACAUCAUCUACCACCUGUUUGAUAAGUUCACGGCCUACCGCGAGGAACUGAAGGCGAGGAAGCGAGAGGAGUUCAAACAUAUAGCGGUCUUCCCGUGUAAACUUAAAAUCCUGCCACAGUUCGUGUUCAACUCAAGAGACCCCAUCGUCGCCGGUGUCAUGGUGGAAGCCGGGAUCCUUAAGGAAGGAACGCCCAUCUGUGUGCCGAGCCAAGAGUUUGUGGAGUUGGGGCUGGUGACUUCCAUCGAGGUGAACCAUAAGCAGGUGGAAACAGCGCGCAAAGGUCAGGAGGUGUGCAUCAAGAUAGAGCCGAUACCCGGAGAGUCUCCCAAGAUGUUCGGCAGACAUUUUGAUGAAACUGACAUGCUCGUCAGCAAGAUAUCCCGCGCCAGUAUCGACGCCUGCAAGGACUACUUCAGAGACGACCUGAUCAAGACCGACUGGCAGCUGAUGGUGGAACUGAAGAAACUGUUUCAAAUUCUGUAAAAAUGUACAAUACGUUUCUCUAAGGACAGCUUGUACGCAAUAUCCGUAUAGAACGCUGGCUGGAUGGCAUUUUAAUAUAUGCUGUGUAUAUGUGGCCCUGUCAUUCUGACAGCUAAUUGACAGAUUGACAGCAAUAAUAUUGGUGCGAUAUGUUUUUUGCGUGUAAAUCUACGGCAGCCGAUCCAACUAGAGUCAUCCGUCGAAUCUCAUCUCCCCUCAGCAACUGUUUCCUAAAUUAUUUUCAUUUAUUUAAAACAUGCACAAGUACAAACAUUUCGUUUGUUUGUAAGAUGAAAUGCUUUAUCGUAACCUUUUUUUUAUACCUACCUACCUAAAUGUAGUGGUUCAGUUUACCGAUAUUGUUUAAGAUUAAAAAAAAAGGUGGCGAUAUUUUAUGAUUAUUACUUCACAUUAGCUCUUAUAUUACGGGUCUUCAUACUAAUCUGACGACGUAAGCAGAUAAGACCAUUUACAUCUUUCGCUUCUCAAAUUCAUGAAACUCUUCUAUUGCGCUAACCGUUAACACGAGCGUAAUAAAAUUUAAGCAGAUUGCUCUCUCGAUCUUCAAAUGUUUCUUUCAACAUCUCUUCAAUUAACUUCAUGUUAACGUUCUUUUUUUUAAUGAAAAUAAGGGACUAGACGAGCACGACGUUCAGCUGAUGGUAAUUGUUGCGCCCUGCCCAUUACAAUGCAGUGCCGCUCAGGAUUCUUGAAACCCCCAAAAAUUAUGAGCGGCACUACAACUGCGCUCGUCACCUAAAUUCUAUUCAUUCUAUCAAUAAGUCCAUACUUACGCAACACACACUUUUUCGCACAAUACAGUGUUAAGUGGCAUUUCUUUGGAUUUGUCGGAAUAAGCAGCUGAUAUCUGAUAAUUUUGCCAAAAACCAUCUGUCUACAGCAAAAACCCCCUCCGAGGCAAUAAAUGCGCUAAACAUCAUAAUGACAACUAUGACAAACACUAUCUUUGACUCAUUUCAUCUGCAGUCCCCCUGAAAACGAGAUCUGGAAAGGUCUUGAAACGUCGGGUUAACUAAAAUAAAAAUGUAACGUUUUACGCAAAAAACUAAUAGAAUGACAGUUACUAUUACACGCGUUUUAAUCCUUUAAGAGUGUUUUAUUUUUCUGUUUAUUUCCAGAAUACACACAGAGUAGGAUCGCAAGUCUUCAUUAAUUAAAAUGUCUCUUAUGCACAAGCGCUUACGACAGUCAAUGAAAGUUAUCAAGAGAGAGAGAGAGAGAGAGUGAAUGAGAGAUAUGAGAGCGUGUUCGUUAGUUCGGUGUAGUUGUUUGUACAUGUCUGAAUAAUGUACAUGUAGGAUACAAUCUGUUUCAAUUAUCGCCUUAAUAUCUAUAUGAUAUAAGUUGCAUAAUCCAGUCAAACUGAUAAAAAUGUUAACCAUUAGAGUAUUUCUCAAUAACUAUUUGUCACUGGUUAGGAAGGGAAUCUGUUAGAUAUUAAAAUUCUGUAUUAUACUAAUUGCCUAUCGCAGUUACGAUUUCGUCUUCACGUAGUCCUUUUUCAUAAUGGCGGAUGUUUCAAUAAAAUCUAGUAUUUUUGAAGUUACGAUCAUUUAUUUUCGCAUUAUUUAAAUAUUGCAUAUAAUGUAAUAUAUUAUAAACACGGCGCAAACUUCCCAAUGACAUAACACCGCGCGGCGCAAAGAAGUCCGCUCGCAACAGAACCUGUGAGUGUAGUGUAAUGACGUCAUAGCGUUCAACUAGCCUGCUGCGCAGUGUCUUGCUAUUCAACCUAAAUAUGAAAUUAAUAUAAUUACGAAAACUAUACUUCGUAUCCAAUUUUUUAACAUAGUAUUUUUUUUAGUAGAGAGAUUUGCGCAUGCAAAAGUAAAAAUUUAUAGAUUUUUCAUUUUAAUAAAGCCCGUACAAGUUUUCAUCAGUUUUACAUUGCUUUGUAACAAAUGUUUGAAAAGUUUAGUCAAUCUGCAUUGUACAUAUUCCAUUUGAAACUAUUUAUUUUAAACACGCAUGUUCCUACCAACCGCCAAUGUCUCCAUUACUUGACUCAGUAACUAGGGGCUUAUUACCAGUAUGAAGCGGUGUGAACUAGUUGUAGACACGAAUGUAUAUAAAUGUAUUGAUGAUGAUCUGCGAAGUAAUUAAAUCGAAUCGAAGUGGUUACGAUAUUUGUAGGAGAUUGAUAGUAUUAAUUAUAUUAUAUUUAAUAGUUUACAUCUAGCUUCUUGCUAAAAGCUUCUAGUCUUUAAAAAUAUGAAUACAAGACAAUUUUCUAUUCAUUACUCUGUGGUACAAACCAUAUUUAUUACGCUGCCCGUAAUUGUUAUUUUUCGUGCAAUUAUUGAAACGUAAUUCCGACCUAUAAUUGUUGUAUUAAAUCUUAUAUAUCAUGAUUUAUUACUCAAUUUGACACAUAUAACUACGUCACAAUAUUGUGUGUCUAAAUAUUAGUUCAAUAAGACUACUCAUCAUUGUACUCUCAUGAUUGGACCCAUAAAUAAGAUACAAAGGAGCUGUUCCAAAAUGGGUCAUGUCUUUUUACCUUUACUAGAUAAUAAAGCAUCAGACUACACAAAAAAACUUAGUGUUGUUGGCAAUACAACUGUUGUAUUUCCAACAUUAUUUUCUCGCAUCGCACGCCUGCAGUGUAGUGCUUGCUGUGCCGUCGUUGAUAAUUAUCGUACGACAACCGUGUUACUGUCGAUCAAGUUCUCCAAAAAAAACGAGUUUUCAUCCAUUUCCAAACACGAGAAAUGGCGAAAAAUGUUUUAGAUAUGUGUGUUGAAGAAAGGCAGAACAUAAAUUUGAGAUUUAAUUAUUCGGUUAAAAUUGUAAACUUAAAGCAUUGUUUAAAUUUAUCGACACAAUCAUCAUUAUGGUCAUCAAUUAUAUUUAGGUCACAGCACUAUCGUAUACCUGAACUCUGCAUUCAACUCAUGCGUUAUCUGUAUCUUAGUAGAAUUUCUGGAACAACUCUUUGAAAACUCCUUUCUAACAAUCGUAUGGUCCGCGAGAUACCAUACCCUGAUGUCGCCGCGACUCGACUCCUCCACCGACAGAUGUCCAGACGAUACGGAGCUUAUCUAUUUAUUGUAAAUAUUUUAUAUCGAGAACCUUCAGCUGGCGUAGAGGUUUCUAGUCGUGAGUCAAGUAAGGACGCGUGCGGUUGUGUUUUAUGUAAUGUUGUCCCAUUUUGAAUGCUUUGUAUUAUAUAGAUGGAAUCGGAAAUAUUCUUAUAUUGAAUAAAUUUUAUCAAAUUA
Leptidea sinapis is the source of this 6976-nucleotide messenger RNA. It is a transcript of the gene eIF5B, whose product is annotated as eukaryotic translation initiation factor 5B. Gene Ontology annotation, molecular function: GTPase activity; GTP binding; translation initiation factor activity. Bases 195 to 3737 code for a protein of 1180 amino acids. The record is from RefSeq and is a predicted model, not a curated record. The transcript is spliced from 18 exons. NCBI's taxonomy places the organism in Eukaryota, Metazoa, Arthropoda, Insecta, Lepidoptera, Pieridae.